CGGAUUAAGCAUUUAGGGAAUUUCCCUCAACGGGUGUAUUCCCGUUUCAGUGUUUAAAAUAUCAAAAUUCCUGACUUUCAUCUUCCUUGUAGACCGCCUAAAAGACUACGAAUCAGCACAUUAGAAUGAAACUUUCCCGACAUUUAUUAUAAUUAUGAGAAAAACAUCAUCAAAGUUGGCCAGUUUAGAUUUGUGUCAGCAGGGUAGUUCACGUGCCAUCCAUUCUGCAAGAGCUUCACGAGGGAAUCAUCACGGAAUAUGUCAUUAUAAAUUCAAGGAAAUGCCGAUCUCCAUGAGAUCUACAUAAAUUUCUUAAAGAUUGCAGCUUUAACAGAAGGUUUCAUUCAGUUUACAAUUAUUCUCUAAGCAAUUCAAAAGUCGGUGAGUUCAAAAUGUCAAAAGAAAUUGUCCAAGCRGAUUGUCUUACAAAAAGGGAGGAAAAUGUCUUUUGCACCACUCCUAUCAGUUCAGGUGUGGUGCCUUCCCAAAUGGACAGACGGUCACGUCAACCAAUGUUUACAAGUGAAAGUACCAUGAGUACCAGGAUUGUUCCUCAGCAUGACAUCACUACAAACUUUUCAGAAGAGAAAAUUGUCAUAGUAAGACGUAGCUCAAGAAGAGCACAGGAUCCACAAAAAGCAUCUUUGAGCCAAUCAAAAUACAUGGACCAAAAAGAGGGCUAUAUAGCAAAAUAUAUUGAUGUGAACACAACAGAUGUUGUAAAAGUACAAUUGUGCAUUGAUCUAAUAGCAUAUGAUGUGGAGAUUAAGUACAAAUAUAAAGAGCUGAACUUCCAAGCAUUGCUGGACCAAAACAUGGUACGAAGAAGAAUUAACUGCCUAACUCAGGCACUUGGAAUAUUGGAAAAAUAUGCCUCUAACCUGAUCAAACCCAAUCGACCAGCAUUCUGGAGGCAGGUGAAGUUCACUAGCAGCCUGGUAAGAACAUACUUAAACAAUGUUCAUGGCAGUUAUGAUAUCCUCAAGCAGAUGGGAUACACAAAAAAGGUUCCUGAUGGACUCUCCUUUGAUGAUGACGUGAAAUUACCAAAUAUUGAAAAGGUUAAAGUUCUUGCUGCAGAAUUGUUUCUGGCAAAAUACGAAUCAGAUGAGCUAACYCAUGAAAGGCAUCCCUAUCUAGAGAUAAAAGCCCUUGAAAGUGUUGCACAUUCUGCAACUUCAAAGAUACAAGAAACUGUCAACAGCGAAGAUAGUGAACCUGAAUUCUAUGAUGCAGAAGAUGGGUUAUCAACAAGUGCAAGUGAAUCCCAUACUUUACCAAUGGCUGGAUCAGCUACAUUAAAUCAAGAAGCCAAACCUUAUCCAGCUAAUGACGUACAGUGUCAUGUUUGCGGUGAAAACAAAGUAAAAUUUUCAUGCGAAGAGUGUGAUGAAUAUUUUUGUGCAGACUGUGUUAAAAGGUUUCAUGGCAAUAGAAAACGACAGAAUCACAAAAUCACAGAAGUAAAAAGRCCUACAAAGGAAGAAAAAGCAAAGGGUUCUCCACCAACUGCUUUGCAAGAGAAUUACAAUGAGACUGCUAGACGAGUAGUCCCACCAAUGCCACAUAGUGCAGCAAGACCAUUCAAAAGGCCAGUUCCUACACCUCGCAAGAGAAUCCCCAAUACUGCUAAGCCUAUUGAAAGACAAUCAACUGCUCCAUCUAAUAAGGCUGUAGAUGCCUAUGCUCCCUCACAGYCAAGACUUAGAAYUCCUAAYGAGUUACCUCCUCCUCCAACAYAUUUGAGACGACCAAGUCCAGAACCAGAAUUUCCUCGAAAUGCAUCAAGAGAGACAAUUCCCCGACAACCAAGCACUGAYGGAGAGCGYGAGAUCAAACGACCACCKCCAUUUGAUGAACWAGGGKURUUUGGAAAAGAGUUGGAAGAAGAACACCUAUACGAAUCAUUAAAAAUGCCCUCAGAAAAUUUGUAUGAAGGUCUKGCAAUUAACAGGGAAGAUGAAAGCACAAAAGAAGAGGCUGUYGCCCCUCCGCCUCUCCCACCACGACUCAAACCACGCUCCCAGUCGWCAGUGACUGCCUGCCCAAGAUGUUACUGCCUAAAUGAGAAAGAUGUAACAAAGUGUGUYGCUUGUGGAAGUUUGCUCACAACAGACCAGAGAACUCUACCAGGCACAACAGAUUUGUCCAACCAGCAAACUGGUAAUGAAGAAAURAACACAUUUAAUAGACCUGUGCAAACAUUUGGUAGACCCUCACAACGCCUUCCUGGAACACCAACACAGUUUUCAUAUGAAAACCCUACAUAUGGAUCCCAYGAAACACCACACACAUUGAUACCUGGAAGGCCUAUGUCUGGUGCCACAACAAGUUCUUAUCCAGGAAUUCCAGAGCAGAAAAGUAAAAAAUGGGAGUGUUCUCAUUGUACUUUCCACAAUGAUAUUGGUACUAAGAUAUGUACUAUGUGCUCUAAGACUACUGAUAACCCUGUUGAAGUGAAGUCAGAAGAUGUGAUGUCACCUGCACCAUCRUAUAACCCAAUUGUUUCACGRUCUACAAACAUCUCACAAAGGAUUGAUACAACAUCCCCUCAACCAUUAGUGACUUCUAUGGCCUUUGAUCCAAAUGCUUAUAGUCCAAGCUAUCUCCGAUCAGCUCAAAGUUCAUCUGAUGAACAGACUUCUCCAAAAACUUUGAYGUCACCAUCCUAUAUCAAGCUUCAACAGGAUGAGCUAACUUCACUGCAGUUAAAACCACUUGUUUCUUCACCUGAGGUCGUGAGUCUACAACAACAASAAGAAAAGAUGAUUUCACGAAAUAUUUUGCAACAAACCAGAGAAACUGCUCGGCACUUACAGAUGUCGCCUGCCCCACAAUCACCUGUAGUAGCAAUGUCAGCUACCAGUGUGUYCCCGCAAUUUGUUGAUCCAAAAUCAAUUGCUCAUUCCCAUGGGGGAUCCACUAGUGGUUAUGGUAGUCAGGAAGGCACUGUUUUACARUACUUAGAAACACAAGAAAUGAGAGAAGCAGGAAGGCAAUUUGUUAACCUUUUAAAGGAGGCAGAGAGGCUUGGSUUUUCUGCCGAGGAGCUUAACAUAGCUUACAACCUCAAUCAGGACAUGGGACCAAUUCGCUGGCUUCAGACUGAAUGGUUUGACCGCAUUCAUAGAGUGAUGAUUGAAUUUACAAACAUAUCAAACAAUGACAAUUAUGGAAACAUUAGCCCUGAAGAAGCACGAGAGGCAUUGAUAGAGCACACGGGGGAUGUGAAAGAGGCCAGUCAAAAGUGUGUCAAAGAUCGCAAAAACAAGCUGAAUGAAGUCAUGAAAAAAGGGGUUUAUAUCAGGACGGAUGCCAUCAAAGCUCUUGACAUUAAUGAYGGUAAUGUUGAGCUUGCCAYCCAGCAUUUGCAACGAAUCACGUUUGAACCGAUGCUUCAAAGAAUCAAAGACACUUGCAUCAAUGAUACUGUUGAUAACAGAGAGCARCCACAAGUAUCAAGACAGCUGAGUCAUUCGCAAGAUGAAGAGAUAUUUGAAGCCAUUGUCUCCAAYAAGGAGAUUGACAUGGAUCGUCGAAUUCGUGUGAUGUUUGCUGAGAAGAAUUUUGUGUCUUGGGGUCGUGCAUCGACAGCCAUCAAGCUCAUCGAUAUGAAUUUYCCGGUGUCAGACUCCAUUGAAGCAGCCAAUGUUAAUGGUGAUUUACAAAGAUCAAUACAAUAUUUACAACGAGAAUGCGUUAUAUGCUUCGAAAAAUACCCAGAAAGUCGCAUGGUCACCAUGCUGAAUUGUCAGUGUCGCUUGUUCUUCAGGAUUCAUCAACGAGCUGCCACAUAUUCUCAAAAUGGCUUGUCCCAAUUGCAAGAAAUACUCAUGUUUCCAGUGCAAAAAAGAGUGGGAAGACCAACACGAUGGAAUAACAUGUGAACAGUUUGCCGCUUGGAAGGAAGCUAACGAUCCCGAAGCACAGGCACAUGGACURGCUGCACAUUUGARGCAAAAUGGCAUAGAAUGUCCAAAUUGCAAGUUCCGCUAUGACUUGGCCAAAGGUGGCUGUAUGCACUUUAAAUGUGUACAAUGCAGUCACGAGUUUUGCAGCGGUUGUUACCAACCAUUCAGACAUAAUCAGCAUUGCCCUGUCUCWCCUAAUUGUGCAAGGCGUGGUCUGCAUGCCCAUCAUCCUCGAGACUGCCUGUUCUAUUUACGUGACAGAGACCCGCCCGUAUUAAAAAAGCUCCUUGAUGAUAACAAUGUAGAGUAUAAUACCGAACCUCCUCAAAGGCAAGCUGCAGGUGCAGAUGAUGAAGUUCAAGGUGCUGCAGCGGCCGUUGACAUUGGACCCUGUAAGGUCAUGGAGCAAAGAGAAUCAGAAGGCGGUUUACAAGACGUUGAAUGUGGCAGAGAGACGCUUCCUGGUUAUGCUGGGCUUUGUAGGCUACAUUUCAUCGAGUAUCUCGUCGAACGAAUCAACUCAUAUUUUAUUGACCCUGUGGGAAUCUUUGACAUUAAUGACUUAAAGGCCGAGCUGAUAAGAAAUGAUUUAGAAGUGCCAGAGAAAAAAAGACGAGAGAAAGACAAAGACUACCACAAGAGAAUUGUGAAGUACGUGCGAGAGAAACUACCUCUUCCGAGAAAGACUCCAAGAAGACGUAUUCUAGACGUCGAGGAGCAGGUUCCAGCAAUGCAAGCCCCGGAUGAAUUGAUUCAGAUUCAUGUCGAGGAGCUUGAAGGAGAUGGUCCUUACGUAGACCAUGAUGAUCACCAAUCCAUUGAGAACAGCAGUGAUUCAGGAGCAGGACUGUCAGAUGAAGGCUAGCAGGGCCGUAGCCAGGGCGUAUUACUGACAUGUGCUCACUGAUUCUAGUGGUUCUGGUUUCCCUCCAAGCAGCUCUAUUGCUUCGAUGGGGAGGUGCACAUUCUCACAAUGCUCCACCCUCGGCUGCGGCCCUGACACGCUCUAGAUGAAGAAAACGUUGAAUAAUGGAUAUGAUUUUAUAGGCACGAGUCACGAGUAGUCAAUGUACAGCCUUCAGUUAUCCAUCAAAAACAUUUCAAUAUUUGCUAAAUAAGGUACCCUUGUAUAACCACAGCAAUCAGAUGCAAGAAAGGGACUUGAGCCUAUAGAUUUAGCGCUUUUUCUUUAAUACAUGUAAAAGGUGGGGAAAUGCGUCGGAUUAUCCGUAAGCACUGAACUUCUUCCUCUGUGAUUGACCUUUUACAUGAUAUGGAAUCUGAAAAGCGCUAUAAGAGUUUUUUUGCAGGUACAAUUGCAAACCGAGUACAUAUAUUUUUGUAGAACACUUAUAGUUUUGAAAAAGUCGCUUUUUCAUUCAUUGCGACUUCUGUCUUCUGAAAACAUUUUAACAUAUUUGAAAAUUGCUAAAUCACUAACAUUGAUAGUUUAAACGAAGCUAAACGAGAAUACAGCAUAUUGUAGGGAGGAGGGCUUUAUCUCCUCAGUAUUCAGCUGAAAGUUUUCAACGAGUGUUUGAUUCGUUUGCUAUUCACACUCUAUGUGAUAAUUGUAAUAAUGCUUUAAAAGCUAUAAAGGACCGUAUAAUUGUUUAUGUUCUGACUAGUCAAGUAAGCAUGAGUUUACUUUGAUAUACACUAGGUUUAUUUCCCAAUAAGUAGGGCGGGGAUUAACCUAGCUGGAUGAACUAUACCAGGAUUAAAAAAAACACAAAAACACGAAUAGACGUACAAAGGAAAAAUCACUCUUGUUAAUUAUGAAUACACCGAUAAUAAAACUUGGGUAAAGUAAAAAUAUAAACGAUUGAUUGGA
This is a messenger RNA of Exaiptasia diaphana, 5745 nucleotides long. RefSeq names its product E3 ubiquitin-protein ligase RNF31. Gene Ontology annotation, biological process: protein linear polyubiquitination. Gene Ontology annotation, molecular function: K63-linked polyubiquitin modification-dependent protein binding; ubiquitin protein ligase activity; linear polyubiquitin binding. The record is from RefSeq and is a predicted model, not a curated record. Gene Ontology annotation, cellular component: LUBAC complex. Lineage: Eukaryota; Metazoa; Cnidaria; Anthozoa; Actiniaria; Aiptasiidae.